AUGGCGGGGUGUAGCGAUGAUCCGUUUAAUGCGCUGGUCAAUUCCUUCACAGAACAGAUAUCCAUGCUCAAGCAUCUCUGCAUGAUGCGCUCUACGGACUCGUUGGAGGCGUGGCAAAGUGCGCUGCGUGAUUUGGAUGCUCGGGUUACCCAAAUCGAACGCCACAAGGCCGACCUCAGGACCACAGCGAACAGAGAGCUGCGCUAUGUGGGCCAAUCUCGAGAGCUGGUGGAGUUGCUGAAGCAGCAGCAGGAGCAUGCCGUGAAGAUGGAAGCCCAGCUGCCACCCGACCUGCGGCAGAGCACCGGGGCCGGACUCAAGAAGUCUGUCGCCGCCACACCUACGGAGAGCAACGAUAGCUCGACCGCGGAGGCGGGGGGACGCAGGAGGAAGAAGGGAUUCCAAAUACCCGCUCUCGCUCCCGUCUCGAAGGAGGAACUCAGCGGCUGUCCCAGCUACAUCCGAGGGCGGAUCACCGUGCAGAAGGUCAACGCGGCCAUCGACGAGAUCCUGAGCGUGGUGCAGGAGAAGUACCGCAUCCUCUCCUUGCCAACCUCCAAGAUGGGCGCCGCCACGAGGACCAAACACCAGGUGUACAGCGACCAGCAGAAGGAGGCGGGCGACAGCGUCUUCUUCACCGAUGACGAGAUCAAGGCCUCGCAGCACGUCAAGUUUGAUGCCACGGGCAAGGCCAUCCUUGCCACCCUCCAGUCCCUGGGCCGACUCAAGAUCGACGGCGGCCGGGUCAAGAAAUACGUGCUACUCGGUGCAUGA
Molecule: messenger RNA, 774 nt
Organism: Acanthamoeba castellanii str. Neff
Lineage: Eukaryota; Discosea; Longamoebia; Acanthamoebidae
Exons: 6
Coding region: 1-774 (257 amino acids)
Biological process (GO): regulation of microtubule polymerization or depolymerization; mitotic cell cycle; cell division
Cellular component (GO): mitotic spindle; spindle microtubule; outer kinetochore
Molecular function (GO): microtubule binding
Source: RefSeq, a predicted model, not a curated record